AUGGCAAAUUCUUCCAGCGCCAAAGCAACCUCCUUACGAGUCGGAGUCUUGCUUAUUCCUCCGGUUCAACUUCUCGAUGCAUCUCCCAUUGAUUUAUUCGGCAUGUGCAGUCCAGAAUAUCUCCAGGCCACAUCCCUUCCAAAACCUAUUCUCGACCUUGCAAUUCCUGUCUCGAUCCAUUACAUCUCCGCUUCUGGCCCUGGCACUACCGCUGAGCUUACGGCGAAUGCAUUCAUCAGCGUAACGGCGUCUUUAUCCUCUCCAGAAGUUCAACCAGGCGAGCUAGAUACACUUCUAAUACCUGGUCCAGAUCCACGUCUCCUCCCAGAUGACCACUACUUAGACUUCAUUCGUGCACAUGAAAAGGCUAGCAAGACUGAUAUUCUGGUUAUCUGCACUGGAAGCUUUGCAGCAGGAUAUGCUGGGAUUCUAAAUGGCAAGCGAGUUUCAGGGCCAAGAGGCCUCCUGCCUGACUUGAAGAAGAAAUUUCCUCAGGCAAGAUACGUGGAACGGAGAUAUGAGACCGAUGGAAGAUUAUGGUCUGCUGGUGGCAUCACAAAUGGGCUUGACCUCGCCGCAGCAUACUUACACUACAAAGUCCAAACAGAGCUAGCGGACGUGGUAUGUGCCAUGGCAGAAGUCGGUGACCGUGGACAGGACUAUGAUACUGGAAAAGCGGGUAAUUUGCUAUGGUGGAUAUGGUUGAUUCUGAGGUCUGCGGUAAAGGGGAGCAAAGCCGAGAAAACGAAGAAAGUAUAA
Molecule: messenger RNA, 759 nt
Organism: Exophiala aquamarina CBS 119918
Lineage: Eukaryota; Fungi; Ascomycota; Eurotiomycetes; Chaetothyriales; Herpotrichiellaceae
Exons: 2
Coding region: 1-759 (252 amino acids)
Source: RefSeq, a predicted model, not a curated record